Molecule: messenger RNA, 936 nt
Organism: Desarmillaria tabescens
Lineage: Eukaryota; Fungi; Basidiomycota; Agaricomycetes; Agaricales; Physalacriaceae
Product: MAGE-domain-containing protein
Exons: 4
Coding region: 1-936 (311 amino acids)
Biological process (GO): DNA repair
Cellular component (GO): nucleus
Source: RefSeq, a predicted model, not a curated record
AUGAAGGAGGAGGAGGAAGGCGACGCAUCCAUGGAUGUCGACGACGACGAAGAAAAUACACCCAGAGACGACUACUUGGCUUCGAGUACUCGCUCUUUCAACCAGGUCCUUCAACUCGCGCAAAGUACGCUGCAGAAGACGUUUGGGAUGGAGCUCGUUGAGCUUCGCUCUCGCGCUGAACUAGGCAAGGACGGUGCAGGCGGGGACGAGGACCUUGAGGAAGCCAGGAAGGCAGCCGGAGUCAAAAAGAAAGCUGCUGCCGCUGGGUCCAAGAGCUAUAUCUUGCGCUCGGUCCUCGACCCCGCCUAUCAUCGAGCACGCGGCUCAAGUCAACGAGAAGAUCCUGGAGGAGGAAGCCUUGGAGGAAGACUGACAAUGACAAUGGCGACGACGAACAGGGCACACGGUCCUACUGGCAGCCUUAUCUCCUGGAGUCACACAGACCAAAUUGGUUCUCUGGGGAUUCUCUAUAUCAUCCUCGCGCUGAUUCUCGUGAGCGGCCGAGUGCUGAGCGACGCGGAGCUCCGCGCGCAUCUGAAGAAGCUACGUCAGCCCAUGUCGGGUUCCGUCAAGUUCGACGCCCAUGUUACACAUAAAAGCGUGUCGAUGGAGGCAUAUAUGAACAUGAUCAUCCGGCAGGGUUACGUGGAACGAUUGGCGGUGGGCGAUGCAAAGAAGGGAAAAGGCAAGCGCGUACGUGCGACUCAAGGAGACGACGACUCCGGGGCGACGUACGAAUGGCGGUGGGGCAAUCGGGCGCACAGCGAGGUUGGCGAGAAGGCGAUUUCUCAGUUUGUGGCAGAGUUCAUGGUAGGAGAGCAGGAGGCUGAAGAUGACGAAGAGGAAGGUGGGAGAGACCAAGCACAGAAUAAGGUGGAAAAAAUGGCUGCUGGUAUUGAAAGAGCCGCUGGUGGUAAUUUAUCUGAUCUCAAGUAA